CGCUGCACGGAGGAAACCCAUGAUCGCAGACUCAACACGCAUCCUCACACCACUGACCUGAGCUUAGCUGUGUCCUGCAUGUGUGUGCAUGUGUGUGCGUGUGUGAGCGGGAGUGUGAGUGAUCCCCAGAAACCAGCAGCAGGAUGGAGGAUCUCAAGGAGAAUCUGGGAACUUUGGAUUGACGCCCGGGGAUAGCGCGCGGUCGGCCUGAACCUCAUCGGGUUUCUCGUGGAUUUAUAUAUUUGGAUGUUGUCUGUUUCCCCCUUUUCCCCUUUUCUCCUAGGCAGUGGGAAUUUACAUUUGGCUUACAACUCCUAUUAUUUCUGGCGUGCAAAAUGCCAUUCGCCAAAAGGAUUGUGGAGCCGCAGCUUCUUUGCAGGCACCAGAUCCCCAACGAUGAAGGUCUGCUUUUCGAGGACCUGUGUGCCAUCAGUAACGUGGUUCUGUCCCGGACCUUGCGACAGCUGUCCGACCUGGCCCGGCACGCCUGCUCCUUAUUUCAGGAGCUGGAAAACAACAUCAUUACCACCAACCAGCGGGUCUGGGUCCUCCAGAACAAAAUAGGCCAGAUACAGCAGACUGCCAGUGCCCUAGACCCUAAAAAGGAGGCAGUGCCGGUGUCAAACCUGGAUAUAGAGAGCAAGCUGUCACUUCACUAUCAGGCUCCAUGGCACCAGCAACACAACGUGUUUCAUCCUUGCACCCGACCACCAUGUCUGGAGGAGCUGCACAGAAAUGCUCAGCUCAGUCUCAGAGCCCUGCACCGAGACGAACAGCGCCACCGCUCCACAAGUCGGGAGAGAAACAGGGUGACCAUCUCUAUCUCAGUGGCUCCCCCUAUGCCCACCUUCCCCUCACCACACUCCAUCCGCAGGCAACAAAGGAGUCGCCUGGCACGAGCGCAAGAGAGAGCAGAGAGGGAGCGAGAGUUAGACUAUCAACCCAGGAAGGAGAGGACCGUGAGAGAAACAGAGAUCCAGACCAUACAGAGAAAAGAGAGGCCAGGGAGAGAAGCAGAUAUUCAAACGAUCCAAAGAAAGUUUGAGUGCUUUUACUCACUUCACCCUAUUGAAGGUUGCAUCUUCAUUCCAUGGAGUAGAAAGGCUACCUCGACAGGGGAAGGUGAAGGUGGUGAGGUCCUGGGGGGCCACAGAGCCAAGGCCUCAGCCCCCAAUGCCCCCUCGACCCAGGAUAAACAGACGAACUGGUCCAAGGAAAACCUCCCACCAUCAGAUCAGAAGACGACUGCUGAUUCUCACGCCAUCUCCUCCUGUAUCAUCCCCAUCAAUGUCACAGGAGUUGGGUUUGACAGGGAAGCAAGUGCUCGUUGCUCUCUAGUCCAUUCCCAGUCAGUUCUUCAGAGGAGAAGGAAGCUGAGGAGGAGGAAGACUAUCACAGGAAUACCCAAAAGAGUACAACACGACAUGGACUCAGAUGAAUCACCCGUAGCAAGAGAGCGCACAGUGAUCAUCCAUGCCAACCCGCACCAACUAUCUCUCUGUCAGGAAGACCUCUCAAUCAGUGGUCGCCUCCAUCACACUCGUGACUCUGGCUGCCAGACAGAUGAUUUCCUUAUAGCAUGUACAGCUGCUCCCUCCAGAAGGCGCAUCAGAGCUCAACGUGGCCAUCAGGGAAUCCCUGCCUCUCUGUCCCAUUCAACAGGCAACAUUUCUUCCCUGGGUGACCAGUCAGACUCCACAUACACCAGUGCUGCAGCCCACGGUGGCCGCUUGCGAUCUCGUAGCCUACCGCGAGAGGGUGGACGUCUGAUGGACAGUGACGAGGAUGACGAUGACAAUUAUGAUGAUGAUGACGAAGACGAGGAGUUGUCACCAUAUGAAGCAGAGGACUUUAUUCCACCUGGCCCUAGUCCAAGAAUGAAGAUGAUGAUGAUGAAGGAGGAAGAAGAGAGCACAGAUGACCAGGCAGCCCCUGAGCCACUGCAACUUGGAAGCCUAAAAAGGUUGCAGCGAUCUGGGGAAAGAGACAGAGGGGUUGGAGGAGGAGGGAGCCCAGAGCAUAGCUGGAUGGAGAGGGGCCGUUCUCGCUUGCCCCGCAAGGCUGACAUGGGCAGCUGUGAGAUCUCAUCGAGUUCAGAUACUUUCAGCAGCCCUAUUCACUCUGUGUCUACAACAGGAGUUCUAGGCAGCCAUGUGGACCACAAGGAGGACCACCAGUCAUCGAGCGGGAACUGGAGUGGUUCCAGCUCCACCUGCCCCUCUCAGACAUCUGAAACCAUCCCCCCGCCCUCUUCUCCACCACUGACAGGCUCAUCUCACUGCGACUCAGAGCUGUCACUCAACACUGUGCCCAAUGCCAUUGAUGAGGGAUUCUCCCUGGAUCCAUCAUACCACUCUGACCUCAGACCCCAGGGCCAGGGUCACAGGUCAAGCUCGUUCACAUCCUCAGCCACAGACCAGUUAGACGAUGCAGGGGUCAGUACGGCCAGUGACGGGGAGUGGACAUACCCUCCAGAUCAAGACCCUGACCAGACCCAAAACCUGAGCCAGAGCCAUGGGUUAGCCCAGGAGUACAGCUCCAAACAAGGUCUAGAAGACCAAACCUGUUUCAGUGACAACAAGACCAGCAACACUGAAAAAGAGCCUGGCUCUCAUUACCCAUCUGAUACAGAGGGUUUUUACUCCUCUUCUGUGCAUUUUGGGGAGUGUAAUCAGAGUUACAGAGGAUACAUGUAUAACUAUGCAGACCCAGGGCCUGACUGUGGCCAAUCCAACACUGUGGCAGCACCACUAUCCCAUGGAGUUUACCCCCAGCCCUCAGCUGGCUUCAGAGCAGGCACUAUGACCCUUGGGAGGACAUUUCGUCCGCUGAGGAAACCAAAAGUCAAACCUCCACCACCCAAACGGACCUCCUCGCUGAAGGAAAACAGUAGUAGUGUUGAUGUUGGAACGGACACACAGGCAGAUCAGGAUCAACCAAAGACGGUCAGUGAACAAGAGCUUACCUUGUCUUCCACAGAUAUGAAGCUGGAACUGGAGCUAGAGCUUGGAGGUGCUCCAGAACCAUUACAGACAUCUUGUCUAGUGGCAGAGCCUUUGGGAACUUGGGGAAUGGGACUAGGUGAAACCGUGGACAUAGUAGAGCCCAUGUCCUUCAGCUCUGCAGAUACACACUCGUUUAAGGAUGAAGGUGCUGUGCAAUCUGACUAUGCAGACCUGUGGCUUCACAACACUGAGCUGAAGUCCAACAAUGGUGAGUACACAUCCAUGUCCAACUCAAGCACAGCCACAGGCACUACUGUCAUGGAGUGUAUCAAGUCACCAGACAGCUCUUCCUCCUCCACAGAAACCCAAACCCAGGCCCAUGCCCAGGCUCCAGAGACCAGGGCAUCAAGUCCACCUCUCCCACCUGGAGACUUCAAACUUGGGUCACCUGAGAAGCUGGCUGGCCUGGCCUCACCAUCAAGUGGCUAUUCCAGCCAAUCAGAGACUCCAACGUCAACCUUGCCCUCAUCUUCGGCAGCGUUCUUCCCAGGACCUCUGUCGCCCUCAACUGGCAAGAGAAAGCCCAAAGUGCCCGAAAGGAAGUCUUCUCUCUCUUCCCUGCAGCACUUCCCCAGAGAUGGAGCUUCCAUUUCCUCUGUCUAUAAGAGAGAUCCAGACUUCCCACCCCCACCUUCUCAACUUGAUCUCAAUGUUCUUCAUGGUGGUUAUGUCAGACACACGCUAUCCCACCGGACGCACCACAUGCACACGCUCCACCACAGCAAACACAGAGUUGCAAAUGUUUUAGCCACUGGAACAAAGUUGUUGGUCCCUGAGGCAUCAAAUACCAACCCACCACCAGGUUUAAACUCUGCUCCAACGAUUCCCAGCGCCAAUCUGUUGCCGAUAACUCCAUCUGCUCUUCGUUCAGUGCAGCUCCAUUCUGUUAGCCAAUCUACAGAAAGUGCUACCACUAUAGACCAGGAAACAGCAAGUGGAGCAGAGACCGCUACAAGACCCAAAUGUCCUCCUAGUGGUUCUACUCUGGCUCCACCACCUAUAAACAUUAGGCCUCUCCCUCCUCGCAGACCACCUCCAAGACCCCCAGCGCAUGACCACACCUCCUCUCCUGAACAUUUGCAACCACCUCCCCCUGGCCGCCACCCUGAUGGGCCUCCAUCCUAUGAAAGCCUGUUACUCAGACAGGACCGCUAUGGACCUGGAACCUUCUGGGCUAUGACGGCCUUCAGAACCCGGAUGGACCCGUCAUCAGAACUCUCUGACGACAGCUCACCCUUGCAUCGGCCCGUGCCACGUGCUCCCCACCCUUCGCCUGUGGAUCUACACACACAUAUCCACUCACACACAGAGUUCAGAGGGCUCACACACUCAGCCCAUGCACACCCUGAGUUUAGGGUUUUGGGAGAGCGCUCGUUCUCACAGGACGAUGAUGAUGAUGACGAGGAGGAGGAGGAAGAAGAAGAGCAGGUGAAAGAGCCGCCGAGGGCUGCAUGUUCCAGAGGAGGCAUGCGAUUGGAUCACCCUCCACCCCCAGCAUAUGAGUUUGCUGGGGGAUCCCACUCAGACUCAGGGCCCUGGGCUAGUCCAGUCAAAGUGCCUGGUACCACAAUGGAGACAUCGCAUCCUUACCUAAUCAGCGAUGCAAGGAAAGGAGGACAAGAAGAGCAGGAAGAAGAGGAGGAAGUGACAUCAGGUGCUACCAGAAGUGCCCAUCAGCAGCAGCUACAGGAGGGCAAAGAUGACUCCACCACUCCUGACACUGAGGAUUACUUCAGUAAAGAUUCCACACCGAGUGAUAAUUCGCUCUCCCCUCUGAUGGAUGACACCAAAGUGGAUGAUGACAUUAUUCUCACAUCACCCAACAAGACCCGUACAACUGAGGACCUGUUUGCCAUGAUACACAGAUCCAAGAGAAAGGUCCUGGGCCGUAAAGAUUCAGGAGACUUAAACGUGAAGUCUCGUCUCUGCCCUACAGCACCAGUGACCCUUGUCUCCGCCGUCAUUAUCCCACCAGCCCCUCCUAUCAACAUCCCAGCUCCCUUAGCCACUGCUGCUGGGUCACAACGAGCCCCUGUGCCAAUCUACCGCAGCGCCAAGAAAUCCAGCACGUCCAAUGAGGAGUUUAAACUCCUGUUGCUAAAGAAAGGUAGCAGGUCUGAUUCCAGCUACCGCAUGUCAGCUACAGAGAUUCUGAAGAGCCCUAUCACCCCUAAAACCCCAGGGGAGUCCCUUCAGGAAGGGCCUAUUAGACAGGCUGAGGAGCCAUUCUCUACACUCCAAGAGCCCCCCAUUUCUGGCCUGGAUCCAAUCCAGAUACCAGGCCUUUUUCCCAGGGCCAACUCUGAGAGUUUCACCCCCAAAAUCCUGCCUAUGUCAGCUGCAUCUCGACAGGGACGUUCUCGGAUCCCCCCUGUAGCCAACAGCAGUCGCUACAGUACACGUAGCCGCCUCUACACAGCCCCCAUGCAAGCCAUUUCCGAAGGGGAGACAGAGAACUCAGAUGGGAGCCCCCAUGAUGACAGAUCAUCCUAAAAACACCUGAUGAGAGAUGUCCUCUGUUCUUAGCUGUGUCCUACAUUUGAAAUGGCCCCUUCUACUUUUCUAAUCUUGGAUAAGUGUGUCAUCAAGGCCAAUAGUGUAAUUCUUCAGAUACACAAAAUCUGACUGUUGCUAAACAGCACCCAGUUUUGGAUCUAAUAAUAUAUUUAAGGGUAUCAGAGUGUUGUGAGAUGCUGAAUCAUAAAGGGAUGAUUAUGAAGACUGAAUACCUAAAUACUGUAUUAUCAAAAGAAUAGCUCCCUCAUAGUUAAAGGAGCAACACUUAAGACCUAUUUUGAUUGAACUGUCUUUUUUUUAACUAAAAAAACAGUCCCAAAUGUUUGGUUGAUUAUGAUGAGAAAAUAAAUUUUGUGGAGUACAGACAACGUGCGUGUGCAUGAACAAGCACAUGAAACAUCCACUGAUAUUUCUACUUCUUGUGUUUUGAAUGGUGUGAGUGCGUGUGUGUCGCUGAGGAACUGCUUUCAUAUUAAAAUUAAAAAUUCUUAUGAAAUUUAAUAUUCUUUCAACUUCUGGUGCCCAAAGCAUUGACCAGACUUUCCAGAGUCCAUACUCAAUAUUCCUGCCAACAAGCAAGGGUUGUUUCAUUGUGGAAGUUACUAACAACACAGCACCAACUUAUCUAUUAUAUUUCCAUCUGCAGACCUGGCAUAGAAAGUAUAUCACACAGAGCCAAUCAUAUAUUUCUUCACAUUAAUUAUAUCCAAAAAGAUAACAUAAUGCAUGUAUUUUUGUAAAACUGCACCUCAGAACAUGAUGAUAAAGUUUCACCAUGUUGCAUGACCCUAUAUGGAAACAUCCCCCAGAUCCUGGUUUCUGUUGACAUUUUUGUGGUUCCUUUGUAUUAUAAGAAUAGUUAAUCUUUCACUGUGAAAGGUUUUAGUGACAUUUGUACCACAUUGCCAGUGAUCUAAAUUGAUUUGUCUUGGACUUGAGUGUCAAACAAGAAGAAGCAAGGGCUUGCACCAAGAUGGGGCCCAUUUGUCAAAGAUACAGGCUAAUUUUGGACAAUCGCACAGUGGCCUUUCUCUACUAGAGGUGGUUGUAAGCAGGGCAUUUAUAAGUCCUUGCACAUACACAUGGACCUGCGCCAUGUUCCUCCAGAAUUCAGUCACAUACUUAUUUAAAUCCAACCUUAAAAAUCUAGUAUGUUUAGACUGAUAAAAGCUUUUCCAGCGGCUGGCCAGUCUUGCUGUGCUGACUUGAAGUGGAAAAGGUGCAUUUGAAAGCGGUUAGAUAGAUACCAUUGAGUGCAGACGGUGAAAAUGCUUUAGAGGGUCCUCAAUUGGUUUGACUAGAGGUUAAUUUGGAAAUGUUUCCAAGAACCAACCUCGCUUUUGCACUUCAUGAUUCUUCAAGAAUAUUCCUUGAAAAGAAAAUAUAUCUUAUAAUGAAAUUGCAUAUGUAUAUUUGUACUGAAUAUAAAAAGGCAUAUCUAUAUAAAACAACAAGCAGAAAUUUUAUAGGGAAUCAACCUGAGUGUAGCAAAGAAGAACAGGUCUCACUGACAACAUUACACAUGAAUCUUAACAAUGUACACUGUUCUGCUCUCCUUGUUGCCUCUCCUUCAUUUGCACUGACCCAGUAGCAUUAGACAGGUGAAAGCUCAACCCAGUGGCUGGUGUACACCAUUUUGUCUUACCCUCCAAACAUCAUAUCACAAAAUCUUAAAGAGAGGAGACAAGAUGAGGAAAGCACUACAUACCACCAAUACUUAAAAGUCAGCAAUGCAUCCCUUGCAUUGCUGCAGCCUUUUCUAUCCAACACCGGGGUAGAGUAUGCCGUAAAAUCUUUCUCAUCCUUCCAAUAAAUGUUACACAUGUAGAGUAUCCAGUGUCUUACAUAAGCAAACUAUCAUCAAUGGAAACUUUGAACUCUCACCUGCCUACCACAGCAAAUACAACACAUAUACUUCUUACAUUCAGAGACCGCACUUCAGUAGAAACCAUUCACUGUAUUCUGUGAAUACCUCAGCAAGCAUAUUACUGUUUUAUUGUAAAUGCUAUAGAUAGAUAGAUAGAUAGAUAGAUAGAUAGAUAGAUAGAUAGAUAGAUAGAUAGAUAGAUAGAUAGAUAGAUAGAUAGAUAGAUAGAUAGAUAGAUAGAUAGAUAGAUAGAUAGAUAGAUAGAUAGAUAGAUAACAAAACCACAACUCUUUGAUACUCAGCGAAUUUGAAUUGCAGAACUGACACUGUGUAAGAUGGAGAGAGUAAAAAGCUGUGAAAUGAUUAUUAGAAUUUUACAUUCAUCAUACCCAUAUUGCUGAAGCGCACUUGUUCCUAUUCAUUGUUUUGUUUGUUGUGUUUUCUAUCGCAUGCAAUAAGUAAAGAAAAAAAGAAGAAGAGAAAAGGACACCACCAUAUCAUUAUUUUUAUCGGAGGGAUGUCUCCAUAUCACGAAAAAAGAUUUUGUAUUUUCUGUUCAAAUGUCAAGUUCAAUAGUGUGUUCUAUAGAUGUACAAACUGUCUGGCUAAUUCUGUUCUGUAUAGUCGUGAUCACAAACAGGGGUUUAUCUUGUACUGUAUAUCUACUCACUGGACAAUCAUACAUAUAAGAGACUGUAAAGAAAAUGAUAUAGAAUCUGUUGGGAUGGAGAAUCUGAACACUCUUGGUGCUGGGUCCUAUUCUUGCUGGAGCUGUGGAAGUUAGGAAUGAGAGAAAUAUUUUCCAGGAGAAAACGCUGAUUUAGUUUAAAGUGCAUAUCUGGAUAAGCCGCUUUGGAUAAAAUGUACUAAUAAAAAAAAAACAUAGAAAUGGAAAAAAAUAUCCAUUCAUAGACCCAAAAACUAGUUUGAUUUGAUCAGAAAGUCAGUGUCUUUACUUUUGACUCAUUGCAGAAUUUUUUGAUUCCCACAAAACAUUAUUACUGGAAAAUAAUCAAAUCUGUAGGGUUGAUGCAGUAUUACAUGAAAAAUGCAAUGUGACUCUGUGAAAUACCAUUCAAAAGUGUAAAAGAAAAAAUACUCAGAGUAUUUUUUGUGUGAUUUUUCCGUACUGUACCAGGCAUUGAUGCUAUAGAGGUAUUUUAAGACUGUUUCCUUUAUUUUUAAAAGCAGUGGAUAAAUGAUUGACUGACACAAUUUGAUUAGAAGACAAACUGUGAGGUUGCCAUGCAGACUCUAGUUUAGCACUUAUUUAGCCCUCUCAAACCUCAGUCCUCAACAACUUCGGAAUACAACAAAACAAGAAUCUAUAACCUUUAUAGAUUCUUUGUCCCAACCUGUUUUUAAAUGUCUGCACGCAAUUAUGCCCAAAAGGGAAGUGUGACAACACCCACUGGAUAUUUUUCUCAAAUGUGUACAGUAUGGAAUAACACUAAACAGACUUUAAAAUAUGUGACAGAGAACAGAAAAAAAUACAGACAUUAAUACAGACACAGUGUGUCACACACAUCUAUUUAAAAGAGGCUCCAUGUUUAAAACUAGCUAGGACUUAACAGAUUUGAAUCACUUUUGUAUUUUUGUAUAAACCUGUAAAUAAGUUUUUAAAGAAAAAAAUGUUUCAAAUUCUUUCUUUUGUAAAAUAAAUCAAUAAAAUAAUAAAAACAAAAAAGUUUUUUUUUCAAAGUUUACAUGAUUAUUUCCAAGCCUUUGUAUAUUUUGGAGCUGUGCAACACCUUCAGUCUUGUAUUUAUUUUUUGGGGGGUUAUAACAUUGUGAAAAUUCCAUUAUUCUAUAUCUAAUUCAUUUUAACAGCUCAUCAGGCUGCUUAGUAACUGUGCAUAGAAAAAAAGACAAUAAAUGUGAUUGCGUUGAAACGGAA
Molecule: messenger RNA, 9286 nt
Organism: Siniperca chuatsi (mandarin fish)
Lineage: Eukaryota; Metazoa; Chordata; Actinopteri; Centrarchiformes; Sinipercidae
Gene: nhsb
Product: Nance-Horan syndrome b (congenital cataracts and dental anomalies)
Exons: 13
Coding region: 336-5498 (1720 amino acids)
Biological process (GO): cell differentiation; lens development in camera-type eye
Source: RefSeq, a predicted model, not a curated record